AACCAUUGAUUGUGUAGGAGGAGUCGCCGCUCUGAGUGCUGUGGCAGAAUCCUUCACCAAGACGAAAAACUGAGAAGCACGCUUUGUAACCCUCACACUGGGGGAUUGGGUGAAACGAGGAAAACAUUUUACUUUGCCGUGUAAGCUCCUGCAUGAACUUAAUGUUUUUUUUUUUCAAUAAAUACACGUUGGCCAUUCUUAACAGACAUUUGGAAGUCUGGUUUUCUGCUAAUAUUUUAAGUACAAAAAUAUCGACGGAGCUGUAGCGGGCAGCCAACAAACGAGGUCGCUGAGCCAGGAAGGAGUGUGGCAGAUUCAUUGUACUUUUAAUUAUUUAAACUCGCUGGAGAUUGUACGGGAGAUAGGUUAUUGUUUAUAGCGCUGUCUUGCACGCGAAAGAAAGAGUGUAUCAAAAUAUUGUUAAUAAUUAUUAACUGGUGGUGCCAUGUCCGCGCCAUCAUCGAACACAUCCCAGGGUCUAGCCGGGGAUUUGGCUCUCAAGCCCAUCGGCCAAACCCCGAGCCAGAGCCGCUUUCAGGUCGAUCUGGUGGCGGAGGCAGCUGGAGCUGCGUCUGGUGGCGAUGCCUCUCAGAGUACCAAACCGACUACAGCAUCGCCAGAUGCAACCGGGGACAAAUCUGCUUCAGACAGUGGCAAGCAAGCAACAUCACAGCAUCCACCCGGAGGCGAGGAAGCCAAAGGCAGAUUCAGGGUUGUCAACUUUGUGGACCCAUCUGGCGCCGAGAGCCCACCAGAACUCAACGUUGUGAACACCGAUGGUUUCCAGAAUGGGGAUACGGUUAUGAGCGAAGGGAGCCUACACUCCUCCACUGGGGGCCACCAUCAUUAUUACUAUGACACCCAUACCAAUACCUACUACCUGAGGACUUUUGGUCACAACACUAUAGACGCGGUACCUAGGAUCGACUUUUACAGGCAGACGGCCGCGCCACUCGGGGAGAAGCUGCUGAGACCCAGCCUGGCAGAGUUGCACGAUGAGCUAGAUAAGGAGCCUUUUGAGGACGGUUAUGCCAAUGGAGAAGAAACCACUCCUGCACAAGAGGCAGCAGCCAAGGAAGCGAAUGAGGGCAAAGGUGUUGUGAAGUUUGGCUGGAUUAAAGGUGUACUGGUACGAUGUAUGUUGAAUAUAUGGGGCGUCAUGCUCUUUAUUCGCAUGACGUGGAUUGUCGGGCAAGCUGGCAUUGCUCUUUCCUUUGCUAUUAUCUUGAUGGCAACAGUUGUGACAACCAUCACUGGAAUGUCCACUUCAGCCAUAGCGACCAAUGGGUUUGUGCGAGGAGGAGGGGCGUAUUACCUGAUAUCCAGAAGUCUGGGACCUGAGUUUGGAGGGUCAAUUGGCCUUAUAUUUGCCUUUGCGAAUGCAGUAGCAGUGGCCAUGUAUGUUGUGGGCUUUGCGGAAACCGUCGUGGAGAUGCUGAAGGAAAGCGAUUUACUCAUGAUUGAUCAAACCAAUGACAUCCGAAUCGUUGGCACUAUCACUGUCAUUUUGCUGCUUGGAAUCUCUGUAGCUGGAAUGGAAUGGGAGUCUAAGGCCCAACUCGUUCUCCUGGUUAUUCUGAUAGCAGCCAUUUUCAAUUAUGUUAUUGGAUCAUUUAUCCCCAUGGAGUCUAAAGAAUCCAAAGGAUUCUUUGGAUACAAAGGUGAAAUAAUGAUGGAGAACAUGGGUCCUGAUUUUCGAGACGGAGAGACUUUCUUCUCUGUCUUUGCCAUUUUCUUCCCAGCUGCAACGGGGAUUCUUGCUGGUGCGAACAUCUCUGGGGAUCUUGCGGAUCCGCAGUUAGCUAUCCCAAGAGGAACUCUCUUGGCCAUCUUGAUAACUACUAUAGUUUACCUUGGAAUUGCUUUUUCUACAGGUUCUUGUAUUGUGCGUGACGCCACAGGGAAUAUUAAUAGCACCAUUGUUGGAACGCUUACAAAUUGCACUCAAGCAGCUUGUAAAUCUGGUUAUGAUUUCUCUUCCUGCACAAGCGUGACAAAAUGUGCAUACGGCCUCCAGAACGACUUCCAGGUAAUGAGCUUGGUGUCAGGAUUUGGACCUCUCAUUUCUGCUGGCAUCUUUUCGGCCACUCUUUCUUCAGCUUUGGCUUCUCUAGUGAGCGCACCCAAAGUCUUUCAGGCUUUGUGCAAGGACAAUAUCUACCCAAGUCUUGGGGUGUUUGCAAAGGGAUAUGGCAAGAACAACGAACCGCUGCGUGGCUACAUGCUCACCUUUGUGAUUGCUCUGGGAUUCAUAUUGAUCGCCGAGUUGAACACCAUCGCUCCCAUCAUUUCCAACUUUUUCCUGGCCUCCUAUGCCUUGAUCAACUUCUCUGUGUUCCACGCUUCUCUGGCAAAGUCACCAGGUUGGCGCCCUGGAUUCAAAUACUACAACAUGUGGGUCUCACUCAUUGGAGCUGUCAUGUGCUGUGCUGUGAUGUUUGUCAUUAACUGGUGGGCAGCCUUGGUUACGUACGUCAUUGUCCUGGCCUUGUACAUCUAUGUCACCUAUAAGAAACCAGAUGUGAACUGGGGUUCUUCAACUCAAGCUUUGACCUACCUCCAGGCACUACAGCACUCCAUUCGCCUUACUGGUGUAGAGGAUCACAUUAAAAAUUUCAGACCGCAGUGCCUGGUAAUGAUUGGUCCUCCAAAUUCCCGUCCAGCGCUGCUCAAUCUGGUCGAUGCCUUUACGAAAAACGUUGGCCUCAUGGUCUGUGGACAUGUUCGCAUGGGCCCUCGCAGACAAGCCUUUAAGGAACUGGCAAACGAUCAAGCUCGAUAUCAACGCUGGUUACUUAGGAACAAAACCAAGGCAUUCUACACUCCAGUGUACGCAGAGGACCUCCGGGAGGGAUGCCAGUUCUUGCUACAGGCUGCUGGUCUGGGGCGACUGAGACCCAACACACUGGUUGUUGGCUUCAAAAGUAACUGGAGAGAUGGAGAUAUGAAGGAUGUGGAGACAUACAUUAAUAUGAUGCAUGAUGCAUUUGACUUUCAGUAUGGAGUGGUUGUCAUUAGACUGAAAGAAGGACUUGAUAUUUCCCAUAUUCAAGGACAAGAAGAACUUCUGGCCUCUCAGGAGAAAUCGGCUACUCCAAAGGAAGUUGUAGUGCAUGUUGAUCAAGGCAAAGAGUCUGAUGCUGACUCCUCUAAACCAUCUUCCAAAGCAACCAGCGAGCACAACAGCCCUGCUAUUCAGAAAGAUGAAGAAGAGGAUCGCAAGGCUCCAACGCAGCCACUGUUGAAAAAAGAAGCAAAAAGUCCUUCUACCCCAUUAAACUUGGCUGACCAGAAACUGCUGGCGGCUAGCAAACAGUUCCAAAAGAAACAGGGCAAAGGAACUAUAGAUGUCUGGUGGCUCUUUGAUGAUGGGGGCUUGACGCUGCUGAUCCCCUAUCUGCUCACCAACAAGAAAAAGUGGAAGGACUGCAAGAUCAGAGUGUUUAUUGGUGGGAAAAUCAAUAGGAUAGACCAUGACCGAAGAACAAUGGCUACUUUACUCAGCAAAUUCAGGAUGGACUUCUCAGACAUCACUGUCCUUGGAGACAUCAACACAAAGCCAAAGAAAGAAAACAUCGCAGUGUUCGAGGAAAUGAUAGAGCCCUUCAAGCUCAAUGACGACGACAUGGAACAAGAUGCCGCCGAGAAAAUGAAAGCCGAAGAACCCUGGAAGAUCACUGAUAAUGAGCUGGAGAUUUACAAGACCAAGACCUAUCGCCAAAUCCGACUGAAUGAAUUGUUGAAGGAGCACUCGAGCACAGCGAACCUCAUUGUCAUGAGCAUGCCCCUGGCCCGAAAGGGGGCUGUGUCUAGUGCUCUCUACAUGGCCUGGCUGGAAACCCUUUCUAAAGACCUGCCACCCAUACAACUUGUGCGUGGCAACCACCAGAGCGUCCUCACCUUCUACUCCUAAACAACACGUACUCAGGGACUGACCUCUUUCGCCCACACUGUGCUACUGCAGUGUCCAGUCACACCUUAUAGAAGACUUUGAAGAAGCUGCACCACCACUGCAAGGAGAAAGGGUCUGACUCUGUGGGCAAAGCACCACCAGUCCCAUCGGCCUGAAAGGACACACAUGACUAGGGGGUGGGGCGGGGUGACUUCAGUUUCGACCUUUUUGACCUGAAGGAUCCAGUGAUCUUAUCUCAUUUUUUUUUUGUUUUCUUAGAUUGAAUGUUUAAAAUUCUUAAUUUUACAAGAACAUAACGACAAAAACAAAACUGUGAGCAGUUGGGGUUUUCUUUUGCUUCUUAAAUGACUAUUCUUUUUGCUACUUGAAAAGCAGCUCUAAUCACAAGUUAGUUUUCUUUUUCUUCUGUUAGAGAAACUGAAAAACAUUGCAUUACACUUUGCAAAACCUUCCUAGCCUUGUUCAGAUGCCUUCCACAAAAAAAGUGAUAAAUAAAUAAAAUCUUGACCAAAUUUUAUAUAUAUAUAUAUAUAUAUAUAUAUAUAUAUAUAUAUAUAUAUAUAUAUAUAUAUAUAUAUAUAGUUAAAUUAUGACUGUAGUGAGGAAUUUAUAUGAGUAGAACUCCAUAAAUUAGUGGUCUCUUCCACUUGUGGGCACAAAAGAAGCUGCUUUUAUGUUUUGUUCCACACUUUCUGUCUUCCUUGGAGGUGUGAAUGAGUUUGCUUCUAUAAAAAUCCCUCCACAUAUACAUUUAAAACCACCUCAGAAAUCCUUGCAUAUUACGAAUAAGGGGAGUGAACCUUCAGAAAAACAGAGCAGACCAGAUCACCCAAAGUUCUGACUUCAUCCAAAGCAAAUGCUAUCCUUGCAAAGAACAGAAUAUUCAGUGUGAUGCUUAAUGUUGUGCAUGUUAACUUGUGCAAUAGUGUGCUGUCAGAUUACAGCAUUACAGGUAACAAAGAGCAUUAAUCUGAACCAAAUAUAAGUAGCUCUGGUCAGUGUAAUCCAAAUCGAAACGGGUGUUCUUUAAAACUAAAAUCUGUCAUUGUUCACACCUCUCCUAAACAAGUACUAAGUUUUAUGUAAGGCAAAGCCUUUUACCAUUUUUAUAUCUACUAAAUCCAUUUGUUUCUGAUCCAGCAGCUGGUACCUGUACAAAUGCAGGUCAGGGUGAAGGGAGUUUUAUCAGUUUUAGGCCAUGUCUAAUGUUCUAAUUUAUUAACAGUAACUAAUAAGUGAUUGGGGAAGCCACAGGCUUUUCCAGAUUAAGGCAUUUGCUUCCAAAGCACAAUUAAAAGAUUAAUCUGCCUUAAUUAAAGAUGAUAUAAAGAUCUGUUUUAAAUGUAUCUGAUCUACAUUAUUUCAGACAUCCUUCUAUAACUACAACAACUCAGAACCCCACAUCCCACAGCUGCCCAGCAAAUAUAAUUGUUUUAAAUGUUUAAAUAUACAGUCAUUUGUAUGUUUAGAAAUACAUUUAAAAAAUGAAUUUUUGAGAUCUAGUUUUAUCUACAAAUAAUACAGCUAUAACCUUGAAUGUAGUCCUGACAUAUGUUAUGUGGCUUGUCUUACAAGAUCAGAGAUAGUUGAAACCAUUGAUUCAGCUGACAUGGACUGACCCAGUAGGAAGCAAUGGGACUAUAUAUUUCAACCCAUUUCCUAAGUAACACCUACCUAUGGUAAGGUGAGUGCUAGGGGGAGCCUCGUCUAUAAUGAUGAAGGGUAAGCAUGAGCAUAUAGUUAUUUAAUUUUCACUAACUGAAUUCAGUGAGAAUUGUCAAAGAAAUUGCCUUUUUUCAGAUGUAUAGAUGUAUGUGUUUUUAGAAGUAGCACAGCCAAUAUUGUACACUAUGUAACCCGAUAUAUUUGCAGGAUAAUAUUUCUGACAACUGAACACAGGGUCACAUGAAAAUCGUAUGAACGUAUUCUAUAUAUAUAUAUAUAAUUUAGUUUGUUUUUUUUUUUUUUUUUUUGUUUUUAGUUGGAUAUAGGCCUUAUGUAUCCAGCUAUUGAGACUGUGAGGAUAUUUUUUAUGAUCAUUAGCAAUAGCAGGCAUCCACUGAUUAUGCAAAGCGAUUUGUUUGUGAUGCACAUGUAUUUAUUUAUUUAUUUAACCCCCUAAAUGAAUCAAAGAAAUAUGAUUCUGUGUUUCCCAGAGGCCUCUUUGCAAUCUUAAAUGCCUCAGCCAUUAGAAUUGCAGUAUGUGGUGACAGAGCAAUAAGACUGCUUUUCAUGGUAAAGCAAGCAUCCCUGAUGUGUAUAAUUCAUAUGUUCCACAGAACCCAGUUCUAUAAAUUGGUGCAUGCUGUACACCUACUGAAUAAUCUGUACACCAUAACAUGUUUACUGCAGUCUUUUUUUGUCUCAGUCAGCCCACACAUACAGACCAGGAGGCUAGAAAAGGACCUUAGCACUCGAUAAAUCAUUUCUGUGCUGUUUUCAGGGGCAUUGUACAAUUGCAGUUUCUUUACGAAAUACAACAUGGGAAGCAAUGUAGUUGUAAGCCUAUCAAAAUGUGGAGGGCAUUCCUGGAGAAGCUGUAAAAUAUAAUGAAUGUAAAAAAAUGUUAUACCAUUUCAAUGUACAUGAGUAAAGCAUACUGACUCUUGGUGGUACUUGCUUAAGGUGUGUUCUUGGUAGCUAACAUAGUCUUCUACAACUGUCUAGUAUACCCAGAUAGUAGACCUCUUAGUACUGCUUAAAUACCACAAAAAGAACAGAUUUAACUUGACAUCUGUUGCUAAUGAUCUUUCAAAUAAAGUGUGUUUUUGUGUGUGUGCGUGUGUGUGUACAUUUCUAUAAAUACACAAAACAGAUGUAAAAUGAAUAGAUAAGGUAGGAUACUUAUACUUCUUGUGUCUGUUACUACUGUGCCACUGUCCAGUACUUCAAGAAUAUCCCACAACGGUUUUCCAUUUCAGUUAUCUGAUGCUGGCAAGCUUUGUGGUCAUUCCAUUUUUAAUGACAUCUUUUCACCAGUUUGUCUGUCUUGUGUUUUAUAGCUGAAGUCAGUUGUAGGUAGAAAAAAAUUAAAAAGAAGUAAAAGCGAUGGUCAUCCAUAUUACUAUUUGGCCUAGUUUGCACUGUGUAUUUAAUAGUAACCUGUAAAUAACUAAUAACACAUUAGAAAUUAAUUAAGAGAGUGACUAUAUUAAUGAAAACAUUUGAUGGGUAACACUUUAUUUUUAUUUUAUUUUUUUUCUCUUGGUAUCAGUAAUGUUUUUUUUUUUUUUUUUGUUGGGAUUUUGAUUUUUUUUAAAAAAAACAUUGGUCUUUUAAUUCACUUUUACAGUUUCUGUACAUUUCUAUCUUUUAUACGCCUUUUAAAAGAAGCUGUGUUAGAAAUUGCUUUAAAAGCCUGGUUUUUCUUUUUCCCCUCACUGGAGUAGAACUAAUCUAUCCAAAAUGGCUGAAAUUGUAACUUUUUGAUAAAAUGUACUGUUACCGUCACAAAUAUGCUUUUCUAAUAUUAUUUUAACAUUAAGAGUAUUGCAGAUGAUUUGUACAUCUUUCUUGCAAUAAAGAAAAUCAAACGAAA
Messenger RNA from Polyodon spathula (Mississippi paddlefish), 7451 nucleotides. Its product is annotated as solute carrier family 12 member 2-like. Gene Ontology annotation, molecular function: sodium:potassium:chloride symporter activity; ammonium channel activity. Gene Ontology annotation, biological process: potassium ion import across plasma membrane; cell volume homeostasis; chloride ion homeostasis. Bases 446 to 3913 code for a protein of 1155 amino acids. Lineage: Eukaryota; Metazoa; Chordata; Actinopteri; Acipenseriformes; Polyodontidae. Gene Ontology annotation, cellular component: membrane. The transcript has 27 exons. The record is from RefSeq and is a predicted model, not a curated record.